Molecule: messenger RNA, 1574 nt
Organism: Phyllostomus discolor (pale spear-nosed bat)
Lineage: Eukaryota; Metazoa; Chordata; Mammalia; Chiroptera; Phyllostomidae
Product: olfactory receptor 13-like
Exons: 1
Coding region: 441-1373 (310 amino acids)
Biological process (GO): G protein-coupled receptor signaling pathway
Cellular component (GO): membrane
Molecular function (GO): G protein-coupled receptor activity; olfactory receptor activity
Source: RefSeq, a predicted model, not a curated record
UUAGGUAUUUCAGGUAUCCUUUUUGUAAAGAUAUUGUACCUUGAUUUUUUCUCCUACUGUGAUUAUGUCUAUGUUUUAAUGUCUUAAAUUAGGGUGGUAACCAAUGUACAUAGAUUUAUCAAUACCAGAUUUUUUGUGUUGUCUGAUUAUUGGAAAGUUUAGUUCCUCCUUAAUUUCUCCUUUGUUGCCUUCUGCCUGGUUUUGGCUUAAUCAUGCUUUUACUUUUUUCACUUGUCAUGUAUUCCGUGUAGGAGAAAAAUUUCCAUCUGUGUCUUUUGCAGUGCAUAGUAUUCACUUAGGAGCUGACUAAGAGGAUAGAAGUGUCACUGAAGAUGUUUUCUGAGGAAGGAAACAAUGACACACACAUGUCUACCACGUUAAACUCAUCCCUAGGGCACUCAGUUGUGGUGAGCUAGCUCCCUUGUCUCCUUCCCAGGAAAAUGGGGGGCAACCAGACUUCUGUCACAGAGUUCCUCCUGGUGGGAUUCCCACUCAGCCCAAGGAUGCAGCUGCUCCUGUUUGGGCUCUUCUCCGUGUUCUAUGCCUUCACCCUGCUGGGCAACGGGGUCAUCCUGGGGCUCAUCUCACUGGACUCCAAACUGCACACCCCCAUGUACUUCUUCCUCUCUCAGCUGGCCACUGUCGACAUAGCCUAUGCCUGCAACACAGUGCCCCAGAUGCUGGUCAACCUCCUGAGCCCAGCCCAGCCCAUCUCCUUUGCUGGCUGCUUGACACAGACCUUUCUCUUCAUGAUUUUUGCUCUCACUGAAUGUCUUCUCCUGGUGGUGAUGUCCUAUGAUCGGUAUGUGGCCAUCUGCCUGCCCCUUCGGUAUUCUACCAUCAUGAGCUGGAGAGUCUGCAUCACCCUGGUAGUGGCUUCCUGGACUUCAGGGUUCCUCCUGGCCCUAGUACAUAUGGUGUUACUCUUACCGUUGCCCUUCUGUGGGCCCCAAAAUGUGAAUCACUUCUUGUGUGAACUUCUAGCUGUUCUUAAACUUGCCUGUGCUGAUACCCACCUUAACGAGGUUGUGAUUGUGGCUGCGGGAAUGUUGGUGCUGGUGGGACCAGUGUCUGCAAUUGUGGUCUCCUAUGCUCACAUUCUACGUGCUGUCCUGAAGAUCCAGUCAGCAGAGGGGCGCUGGAAAGCUUUCUCCACCUGCUCCUCCCACCUCUGUGUGGUGGGGCUCUUUUAUGGCACAGCCAUUAUCAUGUAUAUUGGACCCCAACAUGGGGACCCUCAAGAGAAGAAGAAGUACCUCCUCCUGUUUCACAGCCUCUUCAAUCCCAUGCUGAAUCCCCUGAUCUACAGUCUGAGGAACAGGGAAGUCAAGGCUGCUCUGAGAAGGAGGCUGGGAAAGGGGAGACCUUCGUGAGAGCCUCACAGAUAGAACGUAACUGAGUGUAAAGAGUUACCUCAUCCGAUACAUGCACAGGACACAGAGACAUGCUCUAGGCCUAAGGCGUCUUUGACACGAUCUUGGAUUUUUCCUGUGACUUCCUCCCAAGAAAGCCCAUUCUGAUGCUUCCCUCUGAGGAUGCUGCACAAGAAAAUGAACCUUCUUUCAGCUCUCUGC